AUGACAAGUUAUAUGGAUUUAUUAAUAGAAAAAAUAAAUGAACUACAAGAUAUUUGCAAUGAAACGAAUAUACAGAAUAAUAUAGAACUACCACAAAUAGUGGUUAUCGGCAGUCAAAGUUCAGGUAAGUCAAGUGUAUUAGAAAAUAUUAUUGGUCGAGAUAUUUUACCUAGAGGAACAGGAAUAGUUACAAAAAGACCUCUUGUUUUACAGUUGAUUUACAAUCGUUCAGAAGAUUAUGCAAUUUUUAAUCAUUUACCAAAAAAAAAGUUUUUUAAUUUUGAAGAAGUAAAAAAUGAAAUUUUAAAUGAGACACAGCGAAUUCUAAAAUCAAAAAACGAUGUUUCUAAUAUUCCAAUUACCCUUAAAUUUUAUUCAAGUAAAGUUUUGACACUAACCCUAGUAGAUUUGCCAGGUCUUGUAAGAGUACCGACAAAUAAUCAACCAAAGGAUAUUUGUUCAAAAAUAUAUGAAAUGUGUAAAAAAUAUGUGUCAAAUAAAAAUGCCUUAAUUUUAGCAGUAUCUGCAGCCAAUGCAGAUAUAUCGAAUUCUGAUGCAUUGCAACUAGCCAGAGAAGUUGAUCCUAGUUAUGAAAGAACUAUCGGCGUACUUACUAAAAUUGAUCUAAUGGACCAAGGAACAGACGUUAUUGAUAUAUUGGCAGGUAGGUUGAUUAAAUUAAAUCUUGGGUUUGUGCCCGUAGUAAACAGAGGACAGUCAGAUAUAGAUAAGAAAAAGGAUAUUAUGACUGCUUUAGUAGAUGAAAUGUCAUUUUUUGAGAAUCACCCGGCUUAUAAAAAGAAUAAGAAUUAUUGUGGUACAAAAUUUUUAGUAUCUAAACUUCAUACUAUUCUUCAUGAACACAUUAAAUACUGUUUACCUGAGUUACAAGAAAAUAUUAAUAGUUCAAUACUUGAAUUACAGAAAAGUUUAGAUGAUUUGGGAUGCGUAAAUUUAUCACCAAGAGAACAAUUAAUGAAAAUUAUUAAUGAUGUAUCAAAGAAGUUUAAUAAUACCUUAAAAGGCAACUUUGACUCUAAAAAUAAUGAACUAAUAGGUGGCGCAAGGAUUAAUUAUACAUUUAAUAGUCAUUUUGCAAGUUUUGUAAAUCUUAUAGAUCCUUUAGAAAAUUUUAAUGAUGAAGAAAUACGAGCUCUGCUCUACAAUUCUAAUGGAUCAUCAUCCAAUAUUUUAUUUUCGCACACUGCGUUUGAACAAUUAGCCAAAUCGUCGAUAAAAUUAUUAAAACCCCACUCCAUUAAAUUAAUAACGAUAAUUUUUAACGAAUUGGUGCGUAUAAUUAAUACAAUAGUAGGUUCUAGUGUAGUAUCAAGAUAUCCAGCAUUGAAUGAUAUGAUAUCUACAUCACUAAUAAAAAUGUUUAAAGAGAAUGCAGAAUCUACUACCAAGCUUGUUGAUUCAUUUAUAGAGUGGAAUAUUUCUUAUAUUACGACUAGACAUCCUGAUUUUUUGAGAUGGUCUGAUAUAAUGAUGAAUAAUUACGAAGGACACAAUAUUGAUUUAAUGAAAACUGAAAGGAUUGAUUUUUAUAAAGAUAUGGAUAAGAAAGUAACACUUGACUCUAUUCCUUCUGUACUAAAACUACACGGAAAAACGUCUUAUCAAGAAAGCGUAGAAAUAGGAAUUAUUAAAUCAAUGGUAGUUUCCUAUUUUGAUAUAAUAAAAAAGAUAGUAAUUGAUCAGGUACCUAAAGCUAUAAUGCACGAGCUUGUAAAUAAAUCAGAGAAUAAAAUUCAAGAGCGUUUGUUUCUCGAAAUUUACGAAAAACCCAAUUUAGACGAAGUGAUGUCAGAAUCUUCGGAGGUAGUUAAUAAAAGGGUAAAGUUAAAAACAACUAUUAAGGCACUUAAACAAGCGUAUGAUUUAAUAUGUUCGUUAUAA
Vairimorpha ceranae is the source of this 1902-nucleotide messenger RNA. Its product is annotated as dynamin-like vacuolar protein sorting protein. The transcript has a single exon. Gene Ontology annotation, cellular component: microtubule; cytoplasm; membrane. Gene Ontology annotation, biological process: peroxisome organization. The coding region runs from base 1 to 1902 and encodes 633 amino acids. The record is from RefSeq and is a predicted model, not a curated record. Gene Ontology annotation, molecular function: GTP binding; microtubule binding; GTPase activity. Lineage: Eukaryota; Fungi; Microsporidia; Nosematidae.